Molecule: messenger RNA, 708 nt
Organism: Micropterus dolomieu (smallmouth bass)
Lineage: Eukaryota; Metazoa; Chordata; Actinopteri; Centrarchiformes; Centrarchidae
Product: c-Myc-binding protein-like
Exons: 5
Coding region: 208-519 (103 amino acids)
Biological process (GO): regulation of DNA-templated transcription
Cellular component (GO): nucleus
Molecular function (GO): transcription coactivator activity
Source: RefSeq, a predicted model, not a curated record
UCUUUAACUGAUUUAAAUUAGUUGGGAAUAAAAUAAUUUUCCGCAUAUUUACGGCCGUUUUAAUGUGUUGUUAUGGCAACGAAACCACCUCCCGUGUUUUCUGGACGAUAACGUUAGCAAACAUAAAACCCGGUUGUCAAAGAGUUGGAGUUUAUUAACUUGUUACACUUUUAGGCACCUGUAAAUUAUUCAACUACCGUCGCAUUCAUGGCUCAUUACAGAGCCUCAGAAUCUAAGCGAGAACAAUUUAGAAGAUAUCUAGAAAAAUCUGGCUUCCUUGACACUAUAACAAGCGUUUUAGUGGCACUUUAUGAAGAGACUGAUAAACCUAACAAUGCUCUGGAUUUCAUAAAGCUUCACCUCGGCGCGAGUGGCCCUGAGCCAGCAGACGUUGAGGCUCUUCGCAUGGAGCUGGCUGAUCUACAACAGAAAUGCAACCUGCUCGUGGAGGAGAACAAAGAGCUGAAAAACAGGCUGAUGCAGUACGAACCAUCACCUGAGGAUGAAGCAGCAGAGUAGAAACACGGGGUUUGUCAUUUCUGUCUGGGGUAAAAAAAGAAAAGAAAAACAUUAAAUAAUAGCCUUUUUUGAAUAUUAUUUAAAAUGUUUAUUACAUAAUAUUGUACAGUGAACACAAAAUCACUGCUAUUUGUUAUAUAACAACAAGCAACUUUUUUGCUUUGUCAUAAAUAAAAAUGUUUUUCAUCA